UCAUUGGGAUGGCAUGCACAUAACGCGUUUUUAUCAAAAGUAAUCAAUUUUACAUGGGUAAACACAUAAUCCUUGUUAAUUACUAUACGUGCUUUAAUUAGCCCUACGUCACUUUUGUUUUCGACAAGUAGACAAUGGACCUGAUCGGACAGCUCAGAGCCUCUGCUCUUUUCUGUCCAUAAAAAACAAUUGGAUUAGUGGAAGAGGCAGGGCAGGCCAGGAACAAGGAAGAAGGGUGUGGUCAGCAGGGCAUCCCCCGAGGCUGAGUGCCCUAAGGUUUUUAUCAGAACGAUCAGCUUCAGCAUUAUGGACAUCACUUUUGUUUUGAGCCGAUUUCGCACGGACCUUUGAUCGGGGCACCCGUACCGGGUGUACCCCACAUGGGAGGCAGCCCGGUUCCAAAUCGAAUGCAAUACAUUUUCAGCCGAAGCGAAAUACGCCUACACGGGCGCCCGGACAGGAUGAAUCGAACCCCAUCAAUGUUCCGUCAAAGCGGACACAAAUGUGGGUUUUCCGAGAUUACCCACGACCCAACCCAAACUGGAAGUGUAAACACUUCUAACGUAACAGCAGCGCACGUGAUAGCCCUUCUCUUCGACUCCUCAGCAUUCACCACUUGGGACUCAGUUGGUUGGUGUGUGCACCAGAAUAGUCGAGACCAUGGACUCGAUCAGUUGUUCGAUCUGCCUGGAUCUACUGAAGGAUCCAGUGACUAUUCCAUGUGGACACAGCUACUGUAAAGGCUGUAUCAAGGGAUAUUGGUCUCUUGAUGACCAAAAGGGAAUUCACAGCUGCCCCCAGUGCCGACAGACCUUCACCCCAAGACCUGCUCUGAACAGAAACAUUCUGCUGGCUGAGUUGGUAGAGAAAUUGAAGACCGAUUUCAAAACGGUUCCCUCUGCUUCUUGUUUCCCUGGACCUGAAUAUGUGAAGUAUGAUCAUGAUGACUCAGCCGCAGCAGCAGAGAUGACUGAGAAACAGGGGCAGUUGAGUGAGAAACGGCAGCAAGUCGGGCUGAGAAUCUGUGUGAGAGAGAAGGAGAUGCAGGACAUAAGACAGGCGCUUUCUGCAAAGGCAGCAGUGGAGUACUGUGAGCUGGUCUUUGCUGAGCUGAUCCACUCCAUUGAGAGAAGGCGCUGUGAGGUGAAGGAGCUAAUCAGUGCCCACAAGAGGGCGUCAGUAAGCCAGGCUGAAGGACUCCUGGAGGAACUGGAGCAGGAGAUAGCUGAGCUGAAGAGGAGAGAUAAGGAUCUGGAGCAGCUCGCACAAACAGAGGAUAACAUUAAUUUCUUCAAGACUUUCCAGUCUCUUUGUGUGGCUCCUGCAUCUGAGCUCUUACCCUAUAUCACUGCCAACCAGCACUUCUCCUUUGAAGAAGUGAAGAGCUCCAUCUCUGGAAAGAUGGAGCGAUUGGAGGAUGUAUUGAAGGAGGAAAUGGUCCAGAUACCUGGAAAAGUAACGGCUGCCUCCGAAGUCUGUGUCCUCAGCCCAAGCCCAGAAUUAAUGGCUGCUGCUGAAGUACAUUUCCAUCAUGAGCCCAAGACCAGAGUGGAGUUCUUGGAGAACUACUGCCAUCUCACGUUGGAUCCCAACUCGGCGUAUCAACACCUGCGUCUGUCUGAGUGCAAUAGAGAAGUGUCAUGGAGUGACAAGGCUCUGUCUUAUUCUGACCAUCCAGACAGAUUCACAGACCACUACCAGGUGUUGUGUAAAGAGGAUCUGUCUGGAACCCGCUACUGUGAGGUGGAUAGGAGGGGGGAGUGUGAGGUAGCCAUCACAUACAGAAGCAUCAGCAGGAAGGGCGGAUUGGAAUGUUGCUUUGGUUCCAAUGAUCAGUCCUGGAGUUUGGUGUGUCACAACUCGAGUUGUUCCUAUUGGCACAAUAAGAAUAGGACUGAUAUCCCUGUCCCCUGCUCCACCAGAGUAGGAGUGUAUCUGGACAGCAGGGCAGGGACUCUGGCCUUCUACAGCGUCUCGGAUACAAUGACACUCCUCCACAAAAUAACGAGGCUAUAUACAAGUUGUACCUGUACUGCCUCAAUGUGCAGGUGUACGAGGUAACAUGUACAUGUAGGUAGGGGUAAAAGUGACUAGGCAAUCAGGAUGGAUAAUAAACAGAGUAGCAGCAGUGUAUGCGAAGAGUGUGAAACUCUGUCUGUGUGUGAGUGUGUGGCAUCAGUGUGUGUGUUGGCGUGUCAGUGUAGUGUGUGUGGGUAGAGUCCAGUGAGUGUAUAGAGCCAGUGGUCAAUGAAAAUAUGAAGGAAAUAUAAGACAGAUCACUUGGGAAAACUGGCGAAAGUUGAUUUGCUUAAAAUCGUGACCUGGAUGAAGGGAGUUGACACUUCAUUUAGGAGUCCUGCUGCGAAGCCUCUCUUUAUCUACAAUGUUUGAGUCCAGCUUUACUAUUGGGGAGGGCUGGGACCUAUGUUUUAAAGAUUACAUUAAUAAAUAAAAUACAUCUUUUGUUUAUAGUAUAAUUUCUAACUUGAUAAAAUAAAGAACAAAACUAAAGUUCCUGAGAGGGGGGGGGUUAGAGUUAGUAUUGGGGAGUUGUUGUUUUGUUAUGUGAGGAAAAACCAGGAGAUAGAAUUUGGAUGAUUGACAGUGAUUGACAGCUCUAGAUCCACUUACACUGUUGUGGUGUUUCCCCUUGACCCUGUUCCAUCACCUGUGUUGGUUUGGUUCAAUCAAUUCAUCAAAUGUAUUUAUAAAGCCCUUUUUGCAUCAGCAGAUGUCACAAAGUGCUGUACAGAAACCCAACCUACAACCCCUAACAACAAGCCAUGCAGAUGUAGAAGCACCUUCGUGACCUUGUCAAUUGACUGUCUUUUUAAAUUACGUGGAAUGCUUUUUGAUAAAGGACAGGUUAUAGUUAGACUUUUUAUUGAGAAUAAUACAUUUGAACUUCUUACACCUCUUUGACCUGGAGGAAAAUAAAAUACAUCCCAACUUGCAACCUGCCUAUUUAAAAAAAAAAAAAAAAAACUAUUUUAUCCAAUUGAAUAAUAUUGACAUUUGUGAUUAUUUAACCAUGUACAUUGUAUUUUAUUUUUAAACAGGCAACCAAUAGACGCCAAAGCUGACAGUACAGAGGAUCUUCUGUUAAGUAGAUCUAAUGAAACAGAUGAAGAUUAGAGUGGGGCUCUGUUUCUGCUGCUUGCCCAAGGUGGUUUCAGUCUCAUGUCCGUAGUCCCUGGACAGUCAUGUGCCUGUGCAGCAGUAGCUACCGCUUUGACUUUCAUGCACCUAAGCAGUAAUAACCAUGUUGUGGCUGUGUAGUUUAGCUGCAGUGCGGUACUGCUGGAGGAGGGAGGUGCAGGGGGGCUGAGAGCCAAGGAACAUCAUGCCUCCUACACAGGGCUGAGACACAACACACAAAACAGCCAUAUGUUUACUGUACUCUGGGUAAUGGUCAUCCCACUCGGCACACACUGGUUGAAUAAACAUUGUUUCCACGUCAUUUCAGUUACAUUAACAUUGAAUUGAUAUCUGUGCCCAGUGGGAUGUUACUAACACUGACUUUGAAUUGUCCCCUACUGAAUCAUAUAGUUUCUCUAUCCACAAAAUUACCGGUUACAUUGUUCAGUGUCAGCAGCAAGAAGAAAUAGCAUGUGUAAUAUCUACAUACCCCUGCUGAUCGAACAGGCCCUCCCCCCACUCCAGUCCCCUGGGAACGUAGAGUGGCAGGUCUUCUGGCCUGGACACCGGCUGCAUGUGAUGGUACACACAUAGUUUGACUUUGAGAACCAUACUAUGAUACUUAUCUCUCAAGUUCAAUGUGUCACGCAUUCUAAAUUCAAUUAAGGAAUCAGAAGAAAAAAAGUAAUUCAAUUCAAUGACGGAAUAAGAGUUCUGACUUUAACUAUGGAGAUCUGUACCGGUGUGCUUCCUUGCAGGGUUGCUCUGGGGCUGGGCCCGGAAGUCUAGCAGAGCACAGGGGGAGCAGGAGGGAUGGGUUAUGGAUGAAGGGUUCUGGGUCCACGGACUGUGGCACACCCUAAACACAUGCUUCUUCCUGUAGGAAAAUCAAACCACUAGCAUUAAAGAAAUCGUAUCACUUU
Molecule: messenger RNA, 4061 nt
Organism: Oncorhynchus kisutch (coho salmon)
Lineage: Eukaryota; Metazoa; Chordata; Actinopteri; Salmoniformes; Salmonidae
Product: E3 ubiquitin/ISG15 ligase TRIM25-like
Exons: 8
Coding region: 661-2061 (466 amino acids)
Source: RefSeq, a predicted model, not a curated record